CACUACGAGUUCAUCUUUAAAAAAAACGUACAGAUUGAAUAUCAUUGGCAUUUUAUUUUGCGUCGUCUUACACUGAAACCAAAAAGAUUCAGCUGGAAAUGGAAUUAAAUACUGAUAAUCCCCCAAACGAUGUCGGCGUCUUGGCGCCGAACGAUCAGGAGAAUGAGGACGCCAAUCGAAGGAAGGAUGAUACAGGCGCUCCAAAGACUCCAGUGGCUAGAAAAACGCGACGAGCGGUCCUCAAGCGAAUGAACGCCACUUCGGAAAAGGAUUCGCCAACUCAUCCUGAUCCUCCGAAGACACCGGGCACUCCGGGCCAUCUUCACCAAGCCACCGAAACUCCGAGACGCAGUUGCCGAAAAAGUGUGCGUCCAGCAAUCGACUACGAUGAUAUUAUAGUGCGAUCCGCCAAGAAGGCUAUUGCCGAACCACUCUCAGUCGAUCCCGAGGACGAGGAGCCAUCCGUCCAGAAGUGGACCGCCGCGGAGGUGGGAAGGAAUACGCGCAAGCGCGGCCGCAAGUCCAAGCGCAUGGCCGCCAAGAAGCAGAAAACAGAGCUCAUAAUUUCAGAGGAUAAGGAGGAUCAGGACACGGAGUUGGAGGUCCCACAGAAAAAGGUGGAUACGCCGCAGGGUGCCAAAGAAACUGCUAAGGAUCAAGCAGACAUAGUAGAGGAAGUCUCCAAAAAUCAAGAUCAACAACAGGCAGCUAACACCAAGAAGCAAAAGAUAGAUGAAGCAGACAUUGAUGAACUGGGCCUAUGCCCACUAGAUAUAGACAUCCAGGAGGAAAAUGACGCGGAGGCUGUUCAAGAUGAAGCCCAAACGAGUCCAGUCGAUGAGGAUGGUCAAAAACAUGAAGAGAGAGAUGAACAAGCUGAUGAAGCAACAAAACCAGCUGCGCUUGAUAAAGGCAAAGAAGUAGCUGCAGCUAAAGAUAAAUUAGAAACAGCAGUCGAUGAAGUUUUUGUAGAGGAAGAAAUGCCCUCACUAUUGAUGGAAAGUGAGGGCGUUGAUGAACCAAGCCACUCGCCUCUUAAUACCACAUACGAUGCAGAAGACAAGAAAGAUUCGGAUAGAAGCGUUAUUUUGGUUGUUAGUCCCGACAAGCAGCCGGAAGCGUGCACCGCCGACCUCGAUGCUAGUGUUAUACUGGUCGUUGCUACCGAUAUGGAGCCUGUAGCGAGCGCUCCAAAGCCCGCAAUUCCGGAUAAGAAGACAGCCAUUAAGGUGGUGCUCACCACUUCAGAUGAUCAGAACGAAACCCUUUUCGAUCUGGCCGAUCUAGCUUCGACAAAUGUAUCAAAGUCAAAGAAAUCGAAGGGCUAUCGAUUCCCCACGCCCUUUAAGGCAAGACCGAUGUUUAAUUUUACAGGAACAGAGGAGACAGUUCCUAAUGAUCUCAAGGCUACAGAAGAUGAACCGAAGUACAAACGCAAACGUUCCAAGUCGACCAGCCAUUGGAACGAUACCAUGUCACGAACUGUAUCCUUUCAGAGUCCCGUUGAGAUUGCCAUUGUCGAGGACAUUGAUAAGCGUUGGAAGGAACUUCAAAAGAGUAAUGUCAAUAACCGUCGUAGGCGCUCAAAGUCAUUGGACGAAAACCGCUGCAAAGUGAGCAAGAUCCCCAAGCCCAGUAAAGGUGUUAUACCGGUGAACAAAACCAUCACACCCAGCAAGGUGAAUAAGCGCACCAAGAUGCCCAAUUUUGCAGCCAUGCAUGAGAGGCAGUUUGCCAAGAUGGAGAGCCUGCUGGACCACGUCGAACGCAAGGCGGAACGCGCCAAGGUGCUAACGAAUUCUGUACAAAAGCCGAUACCAGGAUCGACGGCAAAGAAACUGAAGAGCGCCACAUCUGUCGAGGAUCGUGCUCGUUCAAGGGCUGUGAAGAAGAUAGACAUGACCGCCGAUCGAACCAUGGUAAUGGAUCAUCCGUCCGAUAAGGUGAACUCAUCACGGUUGCCUUUGAAGACCACCGCUCCCGCUCCCAACGUAGCUCCGAAGCCAGCUUUUAAUCUGACCACCUCCGCGGUGAAGACUUUCAAUGUAGCUCCGAAGCCAGCUUUUAAUCUGUCCACCUCCACGGUGAAGACAUUCAACGCCACGUUUUCCAGCAGAACAGGCGAUUCGCACGAUAACAAACUGGCUGAACGACGCCAGCGGCGCAUUGACAUGUUCAAGGGUAGGACAACCAAGGACCAGAAGGAGAAAGCAGAGUUCAUCCGCGGGGUGCGCCUCAAUCGACGUUUUGAGCUCCAAAUGCAGCACCGUCGACACCUGGAGGAGGAUUAGAUUCUUAAGUUUAAUCGUUAAUUUUACUAUUUACUUAUGCUUACCCUUAUGUAUUCGCUUUAACGUGUCAGUUUUGUCGGGAAUUCGUCGAAAAACCUGUUUAUUUUUGCUGGUUUCAAUAAAGUUGUUUACCUUUUUCAUAUUUUGUA
This is a messenger RNA of Drosophila yakuba, 2440 nucleotides long. RefSeq lists its product as uncharacterized. NCBI's taxonomy places the organism in Eukaryota, Metazoa, Arthropoda, Insecta, Diptera, Drosophilidae. Gene Ontology annotation, biological process: mitotic chromosome condensation; mitotic cytokinesis; establishment of mitotic spindle localization. Gene Ontology annotation, cellular component: mitotic spindle; nucleolus; microtubule. Bases 99 to 2291 code for a protein of 730 amino acids. The transcript has 4 exons. The record is from RefSeq and is a predicted model, not a curated record. Gene Ontology annotation, molecular function: microtubule binding.